Sporothrix brasiliensis 5110 is the source of this 3240-nucleotide messenger RNA. RefSeq names its product ubiquitin-protein ligase. Lineage: Eukaryota; Fungi; Ascomycota; Sordariomycetes; Ophiostomatales; Ophiostomataceae. Gene Ontology annotation, biological process: protein ubiquitination; ubiquitin-dependent protein catabolic process. The transcript has a single exon. Gene Ontology annotation, molecular function: ubiquitin protein ligase activity. The record is from RefSeq and is a predicted model, not a curated record. Bases 1 to 3240 code for a protein of 1079 amino acids.
AUGGCGGAGGACCUCGUGCCUUCGGCCGGCAUGCCGUUUGACAAUGCUAGCGCAUGGCACAACUUCACCGUCUGGACCGCUCAGCACUUGGCCUUCCUCAACAUGACCCGCAUCACACCUUCGUUUGACAAUCUUGUUUGGGCCGGUCCUCGUAUGGUCAAGAAGCUUGGUCGGCUCGGCUCCUAUAUCCCCUUUCCCGACGGUAUCGAUGGCUUUGCUGGAUUUGGCGGGCUUGGCGGAAUCGGCCAACGCGUGAUUCCGGGAGCGACCGACGCAGCGGGCAACAUCCUUUAUGGUGCCACCGGUGUGCCCGCGUCGGACGCUUUUGCCACGGCGGCUGCCGCAGCCGGUGCUGCUGCCGGCGCUACAGCUGCGGCCGAGCAGGACUUUGCAGCGACGCUGGCUGCUUCCGCCUCGCGGUUCUCACUCGAGAGCGCUCGGGGACUCGGUAGUCUCUUUAGCUAUGCCACGAGCAAGUGGGCGCUCUGCUGCAUCGCCACGGCUGUUAUCCUUAAUCGGACCUACAUCUUUGCGGCAACGCGCCGCCGCAUUCGCCUACGCUGGCCCAUCCGCCUGUUGCUGCGCAGCCUGCCCAUUGCGCUGUUCCUCGUCCAGGGCCACUUACUGCUGCAGUCCAUCCAGUGCCAGACGUCGCCCGACUUUGCCGAGCUGCGCUGGAACAACGCUUCUAAGCAGUCUGAUCUCAUGUUCUCCGAGGCGAGCGUCUUUUUGCACGGCCUCAGUUCGACGUUGCUGCUCAACCCCACCGACGCCGACUCCUGCCGUGCUAUCCGCAUGGUUCCAGUGGACCGUUAUGCGCCCACAUCCAACCUGCGCGGCUCUCUGUCGCUGCUGUGGCCGCUCUUUAUCACCUUUUGCCUGAGCAGCUUUGUCGAGACGCUCUCCUGCGCCAUACAGGGACGCCCCGUGGCCGCCGAGACCGGCAUGACUGUCUUUGAGCACUCGCUAGCCUUUGCCGAGGCCGAUGCUGCUAUUAGCAACCAACUCGGCUGGGGCACCUUUGCCGCAGCAACUGGGUCAUCUGCAUCGGCUUCUGCGUCCUCUAACAAGUCGGCCACACUGGCCGCCGUUCUUGCGGCAGCAACCCAGGCUGCUGUUGGCGGUAGCAACUCGGUAGGGGGAACUGCGAUCGCUAUGUCACGCUCCGCCAUCCUCAGCCGGGUCAAUACUCCGCCCGAAGUGCUGCUCCUUGCGUUCUUGUCCGCUAUGAGCCACGUUACAAGCCAUAUACUUGGUGUGCUCAACCUACAGGCCAAGUUCCGUUUAAUCAGCACCGGCUUUUGGGCUCUGUGCUUCAUGGCUAGUAUCGUCUGGAGCGCUCUCAACUUUUCCCUGGAUGACCCGGCUGCCCAGAGCCUGCUGCGCUUCCCCACCGUCUCUAUUGUAGGCUUCAUCCCGCACAUGCUUGUCCUCGCCGGUAUUAUCAUCUGCUUCUUCAUCUACGGCAUUGCCCUGUUGCUCUGCGCCGUGUCACAGGAGCCCGACAUCUUCUUUGGUAGCGGUGCUGAGCGUGUGACGUUCCGCGAGCGCAUUGCCCAGGCCCACUCCAACAUGCAGGCCAACUUGCCUAUGGGCAACGUCCGCAUCAGCAUGGAGAUGGACUUUUACACGGCGCUUUUGCGAGCCGGCUUUGACGCCAUCACGAUGGCAAGCGAGGCCGUAUACCUCAAUGAGGAUCGCCGCGUCAGCUUGCGCUCGCACACAUGGUUGGAAGACGAGCGCUACAAUGAGCUUCAGGAGUUGCGGUCGCGCUGGCUUGGUUCGGAUUUGCCGGGAUCCCGCUUCGAUGCCUUGGGGGCCACUGGCCUGGUGCCAAUUUCGGGAAACAAGAGUGGCCCGUACUCAACAGGCUACUCGCGCGAGCGGGCCAUCCAGAAGAACAGCGCCGCGGGCAAGCAGGGCGAGCGCAUCCGGCCCAUCCGCACUGGUAUUGGCGCGUCAGAGCGGAGCGGCCGGUGGCUGAUGGCCGUCGAAUACUUGGCCCAUGUGGGCAAGCUUAUGAUGACGUUCACAGCUGUGUACAUGCACCGGUUGUUGUCCUGGGCCGGUAUCCGCAGCCAACCACGCUGGCUCCAGCGGCUCGUACAGCGCCGAAAGGCUGGCCGCUCGGCGGGCGACCGGGACGGUUUCCUGGGUGGUGGCGACGGUCAACCCUCAUCCGACGAGGACCAUUCUAGUGAGUGGUUUGUGGCCAAGACUGGAAGCCUGCCAAUUCAGCGCCGCGGUCAGAUUGACGUUGAGCACGAGGUGCGUCGGCGGUUUGCUGCGUCACAGGAUUUGUCCAAGUCCUCGCGCCAGGAGGAGCGCGAGAUCGACAACAAGCUGUAUCUUUGGUGGCUCAAGGGCGGCUGGUGGGGCGAGGUGGACACCAGCGGUGACUACGAGCCGAGCAUUGCGGCCGAUGAUGAUGACGCGACGAGCGUUAUUUCCGUUUUCGACAUGGAAGGCAGCGAGUCGGAGUGGGAGGACGACGAGACCGACGGCGACAACGCAAACGUGAACAGAAGCGACGCGGCCGGCAGCUACAGUUACGAAUAUGACGGUAGCAACAGUGACAUCGACAACGACGGUCAGCGCACGCCCACACAGCAGUCCCCUUGGAUCACGCGCGAGAGCACACCGAUGCACGACGUCUCCAUGGAGGCACCGGAGCUGGCCCGCCUCCUCGACCCGCAGAGCCCCGAAGAGCGAGCCGAGGCGCAGGCCCUCGCCGCUCACCUCAACAGUGACGGAAUUCUGACGCGGUCUGCAUUUGCGCGCUUCCGACAGCGUCAGCGUGCCGAGCUGCUUGCCACGUCGCGGUAUGGCAUUGGCGCCAGCCGGCUGGUCAGCAGCUUCCGGCCCGGCGCUCGCAUGACACCCGAUGAAGAGGCCCAGCUGCUGGAGCAGAUCCUGUUGUCGCGUCGUGCGGCGAUGCGUCCCCUCGCGCCACUGAGCGAUAACCGUGGCGUGGACGAUGAUGGCGACAUGACUCUUAGAGGUGGCGGAGGAGAAGGAGAAGGAGGUGAGUCGUCGUGGGCCAACGGUGCGGCCGGGAUGGGCUCUGAUGGGCCUCAAUGCGUUGUCUGCCAGAGCUCACCCCGCACGAUUAUUGUGUGGCCGUGCCGGUGCCUGAGCCUGUGCGACGACUGCCGCGUGUCGCUGGCCAUGAACAACUUUGACAAGUGCGUGUGCUGCCGGCGGGAUGUCGUCAGCUUCAGCCGCAUCUUUGUACCUUGA